Messenger RNA from Magallana angulata, 1923 nucleotides. RefSeq lists its product as uncharacterized. Lineage: Eukaryota; Metazoa; Mollusca; Bivalvia; Ostreida; Ostreidae. The record is from RefSeq and is a predicted model, not a curated record. The transcript has 5 exons. Bases 104 to 649 code for a protein of 181 amino acids.
UUGGACUUGGGAAGAUGAAAGUGCGCAUGUGCAAUGAAAGCACUUAGUAAACAUUAGGCAUGCUCUCGUUUUCCUUCAUGUUCAAACGAGAUACCGGUAUUCAAUGUAUCAAGUACAAUGGGACAAAGAUUAUGAAGUGAAAGUAAUAUAUCCUUUCAGACUAUCAAGAGUAUUGUUUAUAAUUGUUAUUUUAAAUUUACUUUGGGUUUGGCUAUUUUCCAAACUUAACCCAUGGCUUGGAUUGAAAUUGGAUCUGCAUCUGACGAGUUAUUUCGAACAAGAGAUAUUGCUCUCACAUCUUGGGGUAACUAUUAUUGCCUGCUUCUUAAUCCUGAAAUUGGAAAUCAGAUCUGAAAGCUUGCUUGUGAUUCCUUCAGUUGGAAUCAAUGUUACAUAUGCCAACAGACUGGGACAAGUGUACACAGAGUUCUACUCAAGACAGCUGGUCAUGGACCUUGUCAUUGUUGAAGCUAUAAUCAUGCAAAAGCUUGCUACCUAUCCAGUCAUAUUGUACCACGAUUCUUUCACAAGGGAAAUGAAAAUUAAGCCCCUGUUCAUGAAAUGCAGAUUAAAGAUGGCAGAACUUAAAAGUAUUUACCAGAAAGUUCAGAAGAAUCUUAGAUUUACCUCAUCAGAAAAGAAAAGUUGACCCAAGAUUAUUUUCAGCAUUUUUUUCCCCCUUUUUAUCCAUUUGCUUAGUAUAUAUACGUGUAUAUGAGCCUCUUCUGAGGAUGUUUACAACCUUAAUAUUUAUGGUAAAUGUGAUACAUGAAAUAGCAUGGAUAUUUCAAAAUAAUAGUGGGAUUUUUUUUAUAAUUCUUCUAAGCCUUUAUAUCGAUCUUGGAUAUUUUUUUGGUUCUGUUAAUUUUAAGACAAUGAAUUUUGACUGUUUUUUGUUUUUAUUGAUAUUACCUUUACUUCCAGUUAUUAUGGCAGAGAACUAUAUAUAGACAUAGGUCUCUGGUAGUGUAAAAUGAUAAUAUCCACAACAUGACAGUGAUUCUGUAUACAAUACUAAAAAUUACGGAAUGUUUUAGAAUUAUAAUGAUUUUUAAGCAUAAUAUACCAUCACUCAGUGUCAAAAUGAACAACUUUAUAUUAAUGUAUAUGUAUUCAUGUGUUUAACAGAUUUUUAGAAUUUGCUGUUAACGUGCAUCAUAAUUUAUACAUUCUAGUCUGUACGUUGUACCAAUUACUUAUUCCAUGAUACAUCCUACAGGUAAAUGAAGGCUUUCGUUCUAUAAUAGCUAGAUCAUAAGUUUUCCUCUUUUUUCACAAAGUAUGUUCUGUACGUCUGCAAUUAAUUUUGUAUAUUCAUAUUGUUUUGCAAUACAUUAAUUAGUUCAUGUGUUAAGAAAAUUUCAGGGACUAAAACUCAUGUAGAUUUUGUGUUUUUUUUAUAUCCAACUUAAUUUAUGAGUGUAACAGUUUGUUUUUUGUUUAAGUUAAUUGUCACAACACUUAAUCUAGUCUUUUUUUAAUAGUACUGGUGGCUAAAUUUGAUGUUUCAUUUUCAAUACCAAUGAUACUUAGUAGAUCGAUUGUGAUCUUGUAUUCCAUGAAUAUUGUGCUUUUUAGCUCACCUGAGCCAAAGGCUGAAGAGCUUUUCUGAUUAAAAUUUCUCUGUUGUUUGUUGUCAUCAUUGUUGUCAACUGUGUUGAAAGCUUUUUCUCUAAAACCACUGGGCCAAUUUUAACUAAACAUGGCACAAAGCAUCCUUGGAAGAAGGUCUUUCAAAUUCUUUCAAAUGAAGGAUCAUAUUUUGUCCAAAUGGGAGAUGAUUAGAAAAGAGUGUAAAAUUAUUAAAAAUUGAAUUUCUGUUAGGUGUAGAAAUAGAAUGAUUAUAAACUGAAUUAAACUAUUGAAUGAGUAAGAUGGCAUAACUCGAUCUGUUGAGCAAUUGUUGGUGGCUUGUAACAGCAG